AUCUGCGUGGUCAUACAGCAUCGUGCAGAGAAGUCACAAGAUUGGAUUUUCACCGACGCCGUAACCCCCAAAAACAAACUCACUUCCGGGCAAAUUUGAAACUUGUGCGAGUUGCGUGCGUAUGUGUGUGUGUUUUCCGGACUGCUGGAAUCACCGGGCCUAAGUGCCCGAUGAGCGUUAUCUAUCGACCUGAAGUUCUGAUAACGCAAUGUUCGUAUUGUAGGUUCGCGAGCCGAAUAUGGACAGAUAAGUGUACAGGUGUCGGCGUUGAUGGAGAAACGUCACAUACCUUUUUAUAUGAGGUCUAGUGCCUUUCAACGACGUUCAACGACGAUCAGUUCGCACACGUUGGUGAUCGGUUUUGGACGUUUGGUAUGACCGUGCGCUCCUCGUUUGCCGCUAGAGCUAAUGGCACCCUGAACAUAUACACCCCAGGAAGGUGACAACUUGUGCGAGUAUUUUCGUACAUGCCGGAAACACUGUGUCGUUAUUCGUGAUAUGUGGCUGAUUCAUAGGCAAAUUCUGUGAAAUUGUAAUUUCUUCACAGACCAGACUAAUCUGGUUGGCUUCCUGAAAUUGUGUCUCGAUUUCAUAACUUUAUUGUGGCCGGUUGACCCACGAUAUCUUGCCCAGGAACGGUGUGCUUACGGUGCGUGUGUACGGAUUUCUUAUCAGUGUGCAUCGAUAGCGACAGGCUGGGCAAUGUUUAUCCGUAGAACGUAAACCUAUCGUGCCGGUUCCCAUUGAUAGCAGCAUAAAAUCGGUACAGUUUGGUUUCUCGUGCGGCCUUUCACAUUAGUCGUUCAUCGGCCGAAGUGUGCAGUGUGUUUGCAUUCCUGAACUGGGAAGUGGUCGCAGCUAUUCGCAAGUCAAGUGUCUUAAGAAACGCCGGUUCGAUGGGCCGCUCGAGAAGUAUACCGCAGUCGGUGUGGUUGGUAUUGACCGUGUGUGGUGUGAUGUUAACCGUGGCAAGUGCCCUCGACGGCAGUGGACAAGGUGAGUCCACGUACGAAGAAUACGAUGACGAGAGCCCGUACCAGGGCGGCUAUCGGGCGGAAGACUUUGACAGCCUGGAAGACUUUGCCGUCCACGAGGAUGUGCUCGAUCCGAUCACUGACGAUGACAUUUCUUACUCAGGAUACGAUUACGAGGAACCGCUGGACGACAAUGGUGCGUCGUCUGUGAGUUCCGUAGUGACCGCACCCUCGACCGAAUCCAUACUGCUUCAACAUGCGGCACUCGGGAAUGAAACGAUUAGUGAAACGAAAGCAAAGCAAUCCACCUUGGUGGAGGAUGGGCAGAGUACGCCACACCCCGGUGACAGCGUAACGGGGAUGGUCGAUCCAACGUCCACAACCUCAGCUCCGGAAGAUGACAAAAGUUGCCGGGGUCGACAGAAAUUACCAACACAGCCGACGUUUCUUAGCCACGAUGCCAGCGUUAUCAGAAAGUGCUGUCCACGUGGUGAGAGUCUAGAACGUGAACAUUUCAAGUACGUGUCCUGUCAGCCUGAUGCACGCAGCACGAUUCUACCCCAAGCGAUAAUGGCCCAAUUUUAUCAAGAUUGCAUCGAAGACCUAGAGGAGGACAUACAUCUGGAUGUGCGGGUCGGCGAUCCAUGUUCUACUGAGCCCGGUUUGGUGUCGUUCGGUGAGCGUACGAACGAUACGUUGUACAUCAUCCAGAAUGGUUCGCUGCUGGUAAUUUAUGGCAUUAACGGUUACGAUGUGUACGAUACGUACUGCCUGGAUUACGAUCGCGUCUACGGUACGCUGGUCGGAUACGUGUGCGCAUCGCAGGUGCAUGUGACGGCUGACCUUGUAAAGGGCCAGCUAUUUCUGCUCGCCAUGUGUCUAAUCGUUGCCGUACCGGUGUUGAUCAUUACCGCAGUGCUGUAUACCAUCAUACCGAAUCUGCACGAUCUGCACGGUCGAGCGUUGGCGCUGAACUGCGUUAACUUUGCGGUAGCUCUGCUGCUCGAAUGCUUCUUCCAGUAUCGUAACCGCGGGAAGCGAAUGCUGCUGGAUGACAUGGUGCUCGAGAAUUAUGCAGAAUAUUUCAUACUGGCCACAUUCUUCUGGCUGCUGGUGAACUGUGCGAAUAAUUGCUUUCAUGCCUGGUAUUAUGUGCCGGCGGGGAAGAAAUUCAACAUGCGAGAAGAAAACCAACGAUUCGCGGUAUAUGCACUGUUUGCGCAACUUAUCCCAUUGUGCAUCAUCCUGAGCUACUCUAAAACAUCCACAGGAAUGCCAGCCAUUAAGCACUAUCUGUUCAUACCGAUCGGUGUGACGUUGAGUUUGGGUUUAAUUUGUAUCGUGGCAACAUCAGUUAGAGUGGGGCGGUUAAAGGAGAGCUACUACGUCUGCCUUGACAUACAGAAUCGUUUAAAAGAGGCAGGGCGUACAGAUGAAGUGGCCGACUUUGAGCCCAUUUCCAAGCGCAAAGUGGACAAAGUUAUCUACAUGUCGAAAUAUACGGUACCACUAUUUGUCGUGAUGGGCACCACCUGGACGGUGAUGGCAGUGACGUACUACGAAACAUACGAGCUGCCAAUCUUCUACGACAUUCUGUUCGGCUGUCAGGGUAUACUGAUGUUCGUCAUCUUCGUCUGCAUGCCACGCCCGUUGAAAACGAUUAAAGAAUGGUCCGUUAGCAAAAGGUAUUGCAUGUGGAUGUGGGAAACGGUCCCUGUGGCUGAGCCGAAGAUAGAGGAGCAGGCACCGAUCAUGCGACGAUUCGCACCUGUUCAGAUGGCUGCAGGGGCUGUGCCAAUUCAUACGGAAGUAAACGUUACCGAUAUCCCUGCGGCGGAGACAAAACGUGUUAAACGCAGCAAAAAUCCUUUCACCUACCUGUAAAAACUAUAAUGAACGUGUUUUUGUGAUGUUUGUUUUCGGUUCGGUUUUUAUCAUUACGGUUUUUUUUGACGACACAUUGCAAACACAUAUCGUUGGUUGAAGUAUUAAUUACAGCAAAAUGCUGAUGGCGCUGUAAUGUCGAAAUACAUGACUAUUAGGUUAAGGAAGCCAUAAGCUCAUACGAGGUUAGGCCCAUGUGCCGGUGAAAAGAGAAGCUAUAGGAAUAGUACUUGGAACGAAUUGAAUCCAAUAGGUUAGAAUAGCAUACUACUACUACCUACUUUCUGUUUUCGAAAAUGAAAUAAUUCAUUUAACUUUUAUUUAUAAUUCGUUAAUACGAGGGUUAACGUGUACGUUCGUCUAUCGUGUGUUUAUGUUUCGGCUUUACAAGAUCACCAAAAACAAGAAAUUAACAAUGUAAACUUUAUGAUGCUACUUGUCUAGUAUUCACUUGAAAAUUGGCAUUAAUGGCUCUAGUACUCGCUUACUAUUAAUGCUAAAUAUUGCCCGGCGACGCAAAGAUGGUGUCGUUAAGGUUUUUUUUUUAUUUUAUUUCAGUAAGUUUUUUAUAACUAUAUAUUUUCUGCAAGCAACACAGGCUAGUCCAUGAUCAUGUACACGCUAACGUUUGGGCUCUGUUGUCUGAGUGUGCACCAGGGGUUUAUAAGCAAUCGUAAAUGUACAACAAAUAAAAACAAAUGUACAAAAAAACAAA
Anopheles funestus (African malaria mosquito) is the source of this 3573-nucleotide messenger RNA. RefSeq names its product probable G-protein coupled receptor Mth-like 14. Lineage: Eukaryota; Metazoa; Arthropoda; Insecta; Diptera; Culicidae. The transcript is spliced from 5 exons. Gene Ontology annotation, molecular function: G protein-coupled receptor activity. The record is from RefSeq and is a predicted model, not a curated record. The coding region runs from base 897 to 2858 and encodes 653 amino acids.